AGUCAUCCCGAAUGCUACCUCUUCGAGGUUCUUGACUUCAUUAGCCGGUAACGUUAUGUCUGACAGUUCCUAUAAGUUCUUCACAGGCAUUUGGUUAGCUAACGUUAACCGUUUAACGAGGUUGUUCUUUCCUGACCCAACACUUAAGCAUGUCCAUCGGUGUGCCAAUUAAAGUGCUUCACGAGGCCGAGGGCCACAUAGUCACGUGUGAAACGAACACGGGAGAGGUGUACCGAGGGAAGCUGAUUGAAGCAGAGGAUAACAUGAACUGCCAGAUGGCAAACAUCACAGUGACGUACAGGGAUGGACGAGUGUCUCAGCUUGAGCAGGUCUACAUUAGAGGCAGCAAGAUCCACUUCCUUAUUCUGCCUGACAUGCUGAAGAAUGCGCCCAUGCUGAAAAGUAUGAAGAAUAAGAACCAGGCAUCUGGCGCAGGAAGGGGCAAAGCGGCCAUUCUCAAAGCACAAGUCGCAGCCAGAGGCCGGGGAAGAGGUGGAAUGGGAAGAGGGAAUAUUUUCCAGAAAAGACGAUAAUCAUCCUGUUUUUUUGCUUUUUACUGUACAGAGUAUUUUUUUGGUUGUUUCAUUGUCCCUUAAUUAUGUCACAAAUGACUCGCUUGAUCAAUAAAGCAUGUUUUGUUUUUA
Molecule: messenger RNA, 644 nt
Organism: Alosa sapidissima (American shad)
Lineage: Eukaryota; Metazoa; Chordata; Actinopteri; Clupeiformes; Clupeidae
Gene: snrpd3
Product: small nuclear ribonucleoprotein D3 polypeptide
Exons: 4
Coding region: 150-533 (127 amino acids)
Biological process (GO): RNA processing; spliceosomal snRNP assembly
Cellular component (GO): catalytic step 2 spliceosome; commitment complex; pICln-Sm protein complex
Molecular function (GO): RNA binding
Source: RefSeq, a predicted model, not a curated record